AUGCGCUUAGGCCUCUUGUUGGCAUUAGGGUGUGUUCUGGAGCCCAGAUUUACCAUAUCACCAGCUGAACAUGAAAAUCCAAACCAAGUAAUUUUGUCGAUUCCACUGAAGGCUCCACCGUAUCGUCCGGUAGUAGUGUGGCACGGACUCGGGGACAACUACAACUCGUCGGGAAUGAUCAAAACUGGUGAAAUCAUCGAAAACAAGUACCCUGGAAUCGUUGUCCAUCGUGUAAGUCUUGAUACGGAUCCACUGAAAGACCAACAAAAGUCACUUGUAGGCGACGCUUGGGAUGAGUUAGAGUCAGUUUGCGAGCAGAUAGGAUCAAUUCCGGAACUUGAGCAUGGUUUCGACAUGAUAGGUUUCUCCCAAGGAGGACUAUUUGCUCGAGCCUUAGUACAAACCUGUCCCAAUGCUACUGUAACGAACCUUAUAACUUUUGGUUCACCCCAUAUGGGGGUACUGGAGCUUCCUAAAUGUGCCAAUGAGAGAGAUUGGCUUUGUAAACGACGCAAUGAGCUUUUGAAGAGACAAGUGUGGCACGAUCUGGUUCAGCAUACAGUGAUACCGGCGCAGUAUUUUCGAGAUACUCAUGAUUACCAAAAGUACGUUUGCCGCUCGAGAUUCUUGGCUCCCAUCAACAAUGAAGCUGACGAAAAGCACUUAGAGUACAAGGAGAGACUCGGAGAGCUAGAAAAGUUUGUCAUGGUAGAAUUUGGCCAAGAUACCACUGUCAAUCCCAAAGAAAGUGCGGUGUUUGGAGAAAUAGAUCCAUUUUCCGGCAACGUUAUUCCCAUGGAACAGACCAAUUUGUACAAAGAGGACAACCUUGGUCUCGAGAAAAUGAACCACGAAGGAAAAUUGACCUUUUUGCGAGUGGACGGAGAGCAUAUGGAUAUACCCGAGGAAUUUUUCACAGGGUUGGUGGAGCAGUAUUUGGGAAAUUAG
Meyerozyma guilliermondii ATCC 6260 is the source of this 948-nucleotide messenger RNA. RefSeq lists its product as uncharacterized. Bases 1 to 948 code for a protein of 315 amino acids. Gene Ontology annotation, molecular function: palmitoyl hydrolase activity; thiolester hydrolase activity. The transcript has a single exon. The record is from RefSeq and is a predicted model, not a curated record. Gene Ontology annotation, cellular component: lysosome. NCBI's taxonomy places the organism in Eukaryota, Fungi, Ascomycota, Pichiomycetes, Serinales, Debaryomycetaceae.